Messenger RNA from Suillus paluster, 2011 nucleotides. Its product is annotated as isocitrate lyase and phosphorylmutase. The record is from RefSeq and is a predicted model, not a curated record. Gene Ontology annotation, cellular component: mitochondrial matrix. The coding region runs from base 23 to 1843 and encodes 606 amino acids. The transcript has 11 exons. Lineage: Eukaryota; Fungi; Basidiomycota; Agaricomycetes; Boletales; Suillaceae. Gene Ontology annotation, molecular function: methylisocitrate lyase activity; isocitrate lyase activity.
ACAUCAUCUCUAAGUAGCCUACAUGCACCUGAAUUUUUUCGAGUUGCAGAUUCCCGGGAGUGAUAUGUAUCACAAGCCUCUUCGGCUUCUCACAGUACUAAGUACUUCAGGUGUGUUCAACGAAUGCUCUCACGGCACACCAUCCUUUGCAAUGAUUCCAUCGACAGGCAAAGUACUUAGACUCUGGAGUACGACACGUUCAAUGUCGAGCUCGGCCGUUCCUUCACUACCACUCCACCCGCCAUCGUUAGCAGAGCAAAGCGCUACUUUCCGUGCUCGCGUUCAGGACCUUUCUGCUUUCUUUUCCUCGAAUCGCUUCGCGUCUAUUACCCGUCCCUAUACCGCUCAUGAUGUAGCACUAAAGCAGGGUUCCGCCCCCGUUCUUCCCCUUCCAUCUACAUUGGUUUCUAACAAGCUAUUUGCCUUGUUCACUGAGGCAGCGGCUAAUAACCAACCUAUACAUACCCUCGGUGCUAUUGACCCAGUUCAAAUGACCCAAAUGGCAAGCCAUCAACAAGUCGUUUACGUCUCUGGUUGGGCCGCAAGCUCUCUCUUAACUACUGGAAAUAACGAAGUUGGUCCUGAUUUCGGAGAUUACCCUUAUACAACUGUACCAAACCAAGUUCACCGUCUAUUCCGUGCACAGCAACUUCAUGACCGAAAACAUUACGAUGAACGUAUGUCCGCAUUGCUUCAACAACGUCCAGACAUUCCGUACAUCGACUACUUACGACCCAUAAUUGCCGACGGUGAUACUGGCCAUGGAGGCACAUCUGCUGUCAUGAAACUCACCAAACUAUUUGCUGAGUCAGGUGCCUCAGCCGUGCAUCUCGAGGAUCAACUUCACGGCGGAAAGAAAUGUGGUCACCUUGCAGGGAAGGUCCUUGUACCCCCGAGCACCCAUAUCUCCCGCCUCGUAGCCGCUCGUUUUCAGCUUGACAUGCUUCUUUCUCCGAUGUUACUCAUUGCUCGCACUGAUGCUCAAAGCGGUAAACUUCUUUCCACUAGCAUUGACCCUAUCGAUCACCCAUAUAUCCUCGGUACUACGACUCAAGGAAAGCCUCUCAGUGAAGUUCUCGCCCGAGCUACAAGCAGUACAGAUGCAGCCAGAAUCGAGGAAGAAUGGGAUUCCAUGAACGAGUUGCUCACUUUCGAUCAAGCUGUUGAACGAGUGUUAUUGUCUAGCAGUGUUUCAAACCCACAAGGCCUGUUUGAGCAGUACAAGAAAUCAGUGGUCGGUAAAUCGAACUUCGAUGCACGUCAAAUUGCUCGGGAGGUUGUUGGCCAUGAUGUUUACUGGGACUGGGACUUCCCUCGCACUCCUGAAGGUUUCUAUCGAACUACUGGUGGCAUUCAGGCAGCUGUUGACCGUGCCCUUGCGUAUGCGCCGUAUGCAGACCUGUUGUGGCUAGAGACAGGGACGCCAGACUUGGAGGAGGCCAGGAGUUUUGCGAGAAAGAUAAGGGAGAAGUACCCCGGCAAAUGGUUUGUGUACAACUUGAGCCCCAGCUUUAACUGGGGGAAGGCAGGCUUCAGCGAUGCAAAUCUCAAGGACUUCAUAUGGAAUCUUGCAAAGGAAGGGUUUGUUUUCCAACUAGUCUCCCUGGCUGGGCUGCACAGCAAUGCAGCUGCUACUGCUGAGCUCGCUGCACGGUUCAAAGAUGACGGUAUGCUCGCAUACGUAGAACUCGUACAACGCAAAGAGAAAGAAAUAGGCUGCGACGUCCUCACCCAUCAAAAGUGGAGUGGCGCCAACUAUAUCGAUUCGAUAAUCCAGACCGUGUCUGCGGGAUCGUCAAGCACGUCUGCUAUUGGGAAGGACUCGACAGAACAUGAUUUUUGACCGUCAAAUUGAUGGUCAAGUUUAGUAUUGAGCAUACCCGUACUCUAGUUCGAAUUGAAUCUCACGACGAUGUUUGGAUGACUUAUGCUGGUGCAUUCGCCAGCGAGUGGCGGUUUCGAGAUCUUUCAGUAGGCGUGUGAGCGCUUGGGUCGUUUGUGUAUUUUCUGC